AUUUGCACGGGUGUCAAACGGAAGAACACCGAAGUGGAGACGUGGAAAACAGCUGCCCCCGUGGUGCGUGUUUGCGUUUGUGAAAAAGGAAUUGGCUCGAAAUCCCCUUUAACGCACUUGUCCCACGCCAGGAAUUGUGCUGCGAAUACGGAAGGCGUGACCAUAGCACAGUGUCCACUUAGUGUUGUGCGGCGAUGGCGGAGAAACGACGUGCAAAGAAGCGGAAGGAUGAAUAUAGUGGCCCCGGCGGUGUGGAUCAGGAAAUAGAGAAAGCUUCCAAGGAGGAGUACAAGGUUGCAAAAUGGCUCAAAUCGAACGUACCGACGAAAAAGACGAAAUUUCUCAAUCACAACGUGGAGUAUUUUUCCGCUAUCAAAGCAAUCGAUGCGUUGCUUGGGUCAAAGUUUGCCCAGGGUGACAAUUGUCUCUUCCCGCAUCGGCAGGCUGUGAUCGAUUUUAUGGCCGAUAUGUUGUAUCACAAGUUUUUCCACCGUGCCCGAAAGGUGCCAGUAAGUGAACAGGAGCUGCGUGGUAAGAGUGGCAAAAAGGCGGUUGAAGCUACUCCGGCACCAGCUAAGGAUGUUGGUAGCAAAGCCACGAAAGAGGAACGUGCAACCGAUGCAGAGAGUAGCCAUGCGGAGGGCGGCAGUAAGGUGGUGGAGGUAGCGGAGAAACGAAAGCGCAAGAUCCGUCUCGAGAUGCAUCCGGAGCAGGUGUUUAUCGAUGGGCACGAAGCGUACGUUUGGCUGUACGAUCCGAUACCGAUGCAUUACUGGAUCUUUGGUGCAUUGCUCGUCGUCGGUGCUAUCGUGAUCUGUCUAUUUCCGCUCUGGCCACCACUGUUGCGAAAGGGUGUUUAUUAUCUGAGCAUAGCGGCAGCCGGGUUUCUGGUAUUUAUUCUCGGAUUGGUCGUUCUCCGGUGCAUAAUCUUCUGCCUGGUGUGGGUUGUUACCGGCGGAAAGCAUCACUUCUGGUUGCUGCCAAACCUGACGGAAGAUGUCGGAUUCUUUGCCUCAUUCUGGCCCCUUUAUAAUCACGAAUACAAAGAUCGCCAGAACGGCACCGAUAAAGGUGGCAAGAAAACAAAGAAACGAAAACGUGACAAGGACAGUGGCGGUGAAGAAGAAAAUACCACCAAUAUUCCACCGACGAUCGACGAAGUGAAGGAACGGGACACUGAAAUGGAAAGCGUCAAAAAGCCAUCAUCACCAACGGCCGAGGGAUUACGACAACGUGGCACUAAACAGCAGCCACAGCAAUCGAAACCGUCGCCAGUGACGAUCGCGGAAUCGAUCGACGAGGAGCAAAACUCCGGAACACCGUCGGAAAGCGAUUCGGAAGGUUCGCAGCGGUCGUCGACGGGGAAGGACUUUGAAAUGGUUGAACCCGACGAGGUGGAUACCUCGUAAAAGGCAUACAUAGUCGUUUCAUAUCACCCUAAAGUCUACACACGGCCGUACUAUUAGCUGAAUCCGGCUCGGAUAACAAGAAACCGACAGAAAAUCUAAUUCAGCACACGUACCAUCACUCCGACCACCAUCACUCCAAUCUCAUUAGGCUCAUCAUGUACCUUCCAAUGUUUUCUAACUUACAAGAGCGAUCAGUAGCAUGUUGGACCAAAUUUAAUCCUAACCAUCGAAACGGAACCCGUGUGACGAAUGUAACAGCUUCUAUUCAGUUUCCGGUUUCCCGACCGUAAACCACGUACGCUGUCAAAGGCGCAUAGCGUUGGCAUAGCGUGCAUAUAUCCAGCGUAUGCUUUCAGACGUUUCGCAACAGAUUGUAACCGAUCUACAUCGUUUUGUGAUGCGUUAGCCGAAUGAAUCCCGUCCGUAAAACCGCAAUUAUUUUAUUGCAUUGAGUUUUGUUAUUGUUUUUUUUAUUGAUGUCCACGCGGCGUAUAGUAAACGGAACCAACUGCUGUAGAACUGGGUUAGUUGAGCUUUACCCGUGACAGAAGUGGUUAUAUUGAAUUGAAGAUAAUUACAGUUUAAUUGCCGAGAGAACAUACUCGAUGCUGCGAGUGUACACGUUAAGGUACAAGAGUUAAUUGCAUUGAUAAAGAACAACGGUUUGGUGUUCAUAAAUUAUUAAAGCCCCACCUGUUCAAUGACAAACAAACAAAACAGAAAAUGAAAUGUAAAAACAA
Molecule: messenger RNA, 2149 nt
Organism: Anopheles moucheti
Lineage: Eukaryota; Metazoa; Arthropoda; Insecta; Diptera; Culicidae
Gene: Trp1
Product: translocation protein SEC62
Exons: 5
Coding region: 195-1409 (404 amino acids)
Biological process (GO): post-translational protein targeting to membrane, translocation
Cellular component (GO): endoplasmic reticulum; endoplasmic reticulum membrane
Source: RefSeq, a predicted model, not a curated record